Molecule: messenger RNA, 1251 nt
Organism: Myotis myotis
Lineage: Eukaryota; Metazoa; Chordata; Mammalia; Chiroptera; Vespertilionidae
Product: C-type lectin domain family 10 member A-like
Exons: 10
Coding region: 1-996 (331 amino acids)
Molecular function (GO): signaling receptor activity
Source: RefSeq, a predicted model, not a curated record
AUGCAGCCCCAGCCUGGUCUCUGGCCCUCCCUCCAUUUCAGCUCGGACAGCCUCAGAGUUGGUCCAAGGAUGUCAAUGAAGCAUGAAGACCUCCAGUCCUUGGAGAGUGAGAAGAAAAGCCAGGGUUCUAGAAAGGGGCUGCCUCCUCCCCCAGCCUUCCUGCAGCAUCUCUGCUCUGGCCCCUGGCCCCUUCUGCUCUCUCUGGGCCUCAUCCUUCUCCUGAUGAUUGGCAUCUGCGUGAUUGGAUCCAAAAAUGCCAAGAUUCAGAGUGAUGUGGAGACCCUGAGAGCAACUUUCAGCAACUUCACUUCCAACUCGAUGGCAGAGGUCCAGGCACUGCACUCCCAGGGUGGCAGUUUGCAAGCAACAAUAACAUCUCUGAAAGCUGUGGUGGCAAACCAGGAGCAGGAACUGCAAGCAGCCCGCAGCCUGAAUGACAAGGUGUUUUCUCUGGAGAGCAAGCUGGAGAGAGAGCAGCAGGAACUCAAAGCAGGUCAUUCUGAAAUGCUCCUGCAAGUCCAGCAACUCGGCAACGGCCUUAACUCCCUGAAUUGUCAGAUGGCUGCGCUCAAGAGCAAUGGCUCUCAAAAUACCUGCUGUCCCACUAACUGGCUGAAGCAUGAAGGCAGCUGCUACUGGUUCUCUGGUACUGGGAAGCCCUGGCCCGAAGCUGAGAGGUACUGCCAGCUGCAGAAUGCCCACCUGGUCGUCAUCAACUCCAGAGAGGAGCAGAUUUUUGUCCAGAAGCACAUAGGCUUCUCAUACACCUGGAUGGGCCUCAGUGAUCCUGAAGGAGCCUGGAAAUGGGUGGAUGGAACAGACUAUGAGACCAACCUCAAGAACUGGAAGCCGGGCCAGCCAGAUGACUGGCAGGGGCACGGGCUGGGUGGAGGUGAGGACUGUGCCCACUUCCACCCGGAUGGCAAAUGGAAUGACGACGUCUGCCUGAGGCUCUACCGCUGGAUCUGUGAGGCCAGCAUUAGCAGGUCCAGAUAGGAGUGUCUUAGAGCUGCUUCCUGUGGACCAUCGAGCCAUGGACAUGGCAGGGAUGGGGGCAAGAUUCUUCCCCAGACACUCCUAACAAGAUCUCUGUGGGAGAGAAAUAAGCCCUGGGAGAUUGGAGCACUGCCAUCAUUUUGAACUUUUUUCUCCUUAACUUUCAAAGAUUAUAUAGAGUUCCUAAGGUGUUUUUAAAAAUUGAAUUUCAGCUUUAUUGAGGUAUAAUUGACAUAUAAAACUUUAAGUUACUUA